UAAUUAUAAGUCAAUGAGAGGCUCAAUUAUUAUCCCACAAACCCUUUCUAGCUCUCAACAAAAUGACCGACCCGGCAAAGGAGUCCUCUGCAAUUUCCGGCGAGAAAACUCCGGCGGAUUCCGGUCCUCCAAUCAACCCCAAGCGAAAUAACUAUGCUAUUGCUUGUGCAACCAUGGCUUCCAUGGCUUCCGUCCUGCUCGGCUACGAUGUUGGUGUGAUGAGUGGAGCGGUGAUUUUCAUUAAGAAGGAUUUUGGGAUCUCCGACGUGAAGGUGGAGAUUCUUGUUGGGAUUAUAAGUUUGUACUCUAUUUUUGGCGCUGCUGCCGCCGGGAGAAUCUCCGAUUGGAUUGGCCGCCGUUACACCAUGGCUCUCGCCGCCGGAUUCUUCUUUUUCGGAGCUGUUCUAAUGGGUUUCGCCACUAACUACUCGUUUCUCAUGUUUGGCCGAUUCGUCGCCGGCGUUGGAACUGGAUUCGCCGGUUUGAUUGCUUCUGUUUACACUGCUGAGAUUUCUCCGGCGUCCACUCGCGGUUGCCUCACCUCUUUCCCGGAGGUUUUCAUUAAUUUCGGGAUAUUGUUAGGAUACGUUUCCAAUUUGGCCUUCUCCAACCUCCCUACUCACUUGAGCUGGCGAUUCAUGCUCGGAAUCGGCAUAAUCCCCUCCGCUUUUUUAGUAAUAAUCGUCCUAGCAAUGCCCGAAUCGCCACGCUGGCUCGUCAUGCAAGGCAGAAUCCUUGAAGCUAACCGAGUCCUCGACAAAGUCUCAAUCUCCCUCCAAGAAUCGCAACAAAGACUCGCCGACAUCAAAAUCGCCGCCGGAAUUCACCCAAACGUCACAGACGACGUCGUUCCACCGCCCCAGCCACAAAAACUCGUCUGGAGAGAACUCUUCCUCCACCCAACGCCGGCCGUCCGCCACAUCUUAAUCGCCGCCAUCGGACUCCACUUCUUCCAGCAAGCCUCCGGCAUAGACGGCGUCGUUCUUUACAGCCCGAGAAUCUUCGAGAAAGCCGGAAUCACCUCUUCCAGUCAUAUACUACUCGCCACCGUCGCCGUCGGAAUCGUCAAAACGUGCUCCAUCUUAAUCGCCACGUUCCUCAUCGACCGGAUCGGACGGCGGCCGUUGAUCCUCACCAGUGUGGCCGGCAAGGCAGUUUCACUGACAAUGUUAGCGACGAGCCUGACAAUCAUCAACAACUCGCACGAGAAGGUGAAGUGGGCCAUAGUGGUUUGCAUAGCUACGAUUCUGGCUGACGUGGCAUUUUUCUCAAUCGGAUUGGGGCCCAUGGUGUUUGUUUACAGCUCAGAGAUAUUCCCGUUGAGGCUCCGCGCACAAGGGGUGAGCGUGGGUAUAAUCGUAAAUAGGAUUACGAGUGCGGUUGUGACAAUGACGUUUUUGUCCCUGUACCGUGCGAUUACCAUCGGUGGCGCGUUUUUCUUAUACGCCGGGAUUACGGCGGUGGGUUGGCUGUUCUUUUACCUGGUAUUCCCGGAAACGAGAGGUCGUAAUUUGGAGGAUGUUGAGGGGGUUUUUGGUAAUAUUAUGUGCAGGUCGAAGAAAAAUAGGGGUGGAAGUGGAAGGAUGAGCAGUGGAGGUGGGGCAUCCAAUAAUUAGUAUAUGAUAACAUUCUUAUUAAGUUGAUUAAUCCAUAUAUCUUUUCCAAUUAUUAGGUUUAAUUUCUGAAUGCUAUGUACUAGGAAUACCCAACAUGUGUGUUAACGUUAUUGGGACAAAUUAUCUUAAAUAGGAUUUGUUUUUAGUUCCA
This is a messenger RNA of Cucurbita moschata (crookneck pumpkin), 1767 nucleotides long. Its product is annotated as polyol transporter 5-like. Gene Ontology annotation, biological process: transmembrane transport. Gene Ontology annotation, cellular component: membrane. The record is from RefSeq and is a predicted model, not a curated record. The coding region runs from base 63 to 1616 and encodes 517 amino acids. The transcript has 3 exons. Gene Ontology annotation, molecular function: carbohydrate transmembrane transporter activity. NCBI's taxonomy places the organism in Eukaryota, Viridiplantae, Streptophyta, Magnoliopsida, Cucurbitales, Cucurbitaceae.